GCGCCAGCCAAUGAGCGACAGGGGGCGUGUCCCGGGGCGGCUCAAUGGGCGGCGUGGGACGCUGAGCCCAGUUCUGUCUGUGCAGGCCAGAAGUGCCGCGUGUGUCCCACACGUGUCCCUGCCGCCGCCGGCCCCGUCACACGGCUGCAUUGGGACAGCGCUCGCCGCCCGCCGGCCUGGGGACGAUGGGGAAGGGCUACAAGGUGGUGGUCUGCGGAAUGGCGUCUGUGGGGAAAACCGCGAUUUUGGAGAAGCUUCUCUAUGGAAAGCACACUGUCGGUUUAGAAGAGGGUGCCACAAUGGAAGACGUGUACUUGGCAUCGGUGGAGACGGACCGAGGUGUGAAGGAGCAGCUGCGGCUGUAUGACACCAGGGGUCUGCAGGAGGGCAUAGAGCUGCCGAAGCACUACUUCUCUGUUGCUGAUGGCUUCAUUCUCGUGUAUGCCAUCACCAGCCUCGAAGCCUUCCAGAGAGUUGAGCAGCUCAAAAAAGAGAUCGAUAUCUUCAGAGACAAAAAGGAGGUAACAGUUAUCGUCUUGGGAAAUAAAAUGGACCUCCUGGAGCAAAGACAAGUGGAAACAGAAGCAGCGCAACAAUGGGCAAGGGCUGAGAAAGUGAGACUGUGGGAAGUGACUGUGACAGAUCGGAAAACACUGCUUGAGCCAUUCACCUUCCUAGCAAGCAAACUCUCCCAGUCCCAGAACAAAUCAACAUUUCCCUUGCCUGGAAGGAAGAGCAAAGGGAAUAACUGCGAUAACUAAGCUCCCUUUAAUGCUGUCUGCUGUAGCCAGGUGCAGCCUAAAUCCUUUCUAUGCCUUUCGCUUCACGCGGUUUCACUUAAAGCAAUAAUCUCAUUCAGCAAUAAAUCAGCAGGCUUAUGGCUAAGAGGUAUUCUUCCUUCUCGUGGACUUGGCUUGAAAAAGUCACUGGUGGUGAAACCUUAAAAAGCACUUAAUGUUGGGAGUUACCUUGCAAUAAGGCUGAAGAGGGGAGAAGAGGGUGGGAAAGAGACAUGGGCUUACCUCUUCUGUAGGGGCUUAGACUGUCCCUGGGUACAACCAUAGAGGGAAGCAAUCAUUCAGAUCUAUGGCACUUGUUCACACACAGAACUACCUGUAGUGAAGCUGUAAAUGUGGAGAGACGAUAUGUCUGAAACAGCAGCAGUCCUUUGACCUUAAGCAGGGAGCCCCUUCGCCACAGGGUUUUGGAUACUGCAGGGGGCUCAGGUCAGAGUGUUGUUGCAGGAGAAGUGUUGGGGCAGGAGUAAAUACAAACAGAUUUAGAUGCCAGAGCUCUGUUAGUGUCUGAAAAUAAGAAAAGAGGGAAACAAUGUCUCGUGGGAGAUCCUAGACCAGAUUUACCCUAACAUGAAGCUUGUCAGCAGAGUCUGGCAAGUAGUGCCUUCAGUUCAGGAAUUUAUUUGUACAAACCAGAAAAGCUCUCACAGCACUCAUUAAUUUAACUGUGACCUGAUGGACAACAUAGCAAUAUGAAGUUUUGUUCCAACAUGUCCAGUGCAAAUCAGUCACACUGACAUAGGUGCUAAUUUUAUUCAGAAAUGGUAUGGAACAACUUGGUAAGCAGGAGGUACCUCACUAGGCUCUGCUCAGUGCCUUGUGAAAUGUUCCUGCCCAGCUAGAGAGUGAAGCCACAGCAACCUACAGCCUGAACAAGGCUGCAGGCUGGAGUACAGCCAGUACAAAGUGCUGCACUGCUUGGUGAGAGGGGCUGGCUGAAGGUUGCUGCCUGUUGGGAACAACCUCACAGCAAAUGCACAGAAAUCCCUGUACAAAUGGCCUUGGUGUACAUCAUCCAGCAGCAGGAGCACAGCUUUAUGUGCUGGAUUUGACACUGCAUUGGUAAACCUGUUCCAGGUCAGCCUGUUAGCAAACCAAAUAAAACUGACUAUAAAGGGACAAUAAGUGACUGUUCCCAAAGUGAGGAGCCAGCUUUUGGCCUCUAACAACCUUAAUACACUGAUAACAGCUUUUCUUCGUAUUUGAAGGCAGGAGCGGGGAAAGAGAGCAAACUGAAGUAUCCAGUUCCUUAAUUUACCAUGAGGUUAAUGUUGCUUUGAACAAAUAUUGAGAAUUUCAUUGUGAGUCAGCAAAACCAUGAGCAAUAUUUGCACUGUCAUAUUAUAACUGCUAAAUAGUGUGCUUAAUGAUCACAAUUAGGCUGUGUGCUUACAGCACUGCUCUUCCUGAAUCCUGGCAAAUAAACUCUGUCAGCAUUACUAAUGCCAGAGCAACAGUACACUGAAAAUUAAGCAAGUAUUCCUACCUUCAAAAUGAAGCUAGACGAAACUGUUUAUGUGCUUUGCUCAAUACAGUUUGGAUUGCUGUGGCCACCAAGUCAGAUAAGAGAGCAAUUACGAAUGAGCAAGCCCCUGUAAUGCCCUGCUAGAAACAUACAAUUGCCUCCAUUGCAACACUGCAGCUGAGUAAGCACUACAGCACGACCUCCCCCAGCCUGGCCAGUAAUAGUCAUCGUCCCCAGCGAUGCUGCAGAACAACACUCCCUCCUCACUCAUUUCCUACAAUACACGUGUACUCGUGCUUCUCCCCACCCAGAAGACUGCACGCACAGAAUCUACCUGUGUACUUGGGAAGUGGGGCGGCUUCAGAGCAGCAGUGGUUCACCUUUUUGCUGCAGAUUUUCAUUGAGGAAUUGGCUACUUUUCUCCUCUUUGCAGAACCUUUCACCAGAGCAGGAUUUGAUUCAGCUAUGUAUCAGUCAAAAUACAGAACACCUCUGCUAACUACAUAUUAUCACCAAGGCUGAUCCCUGAGCCAAGGGAGUGUGGGCCAACAAGUGAAACCAGUCAGAAUUAGCUUAAAUUGUGGAGAUGGAAGGAAUGGAGAUGACCAGUUCUUGACCAGUUCUGCUGGGACAGACGUCACCUGUGGUCUGCAGGGGCUGGGUCACACAAGGCUGGCUUGCUCACUCACCCCUAGACACUCAGGACUCAGCAAUGCUUUAAGAAUAGCAGAGGAAAAGGGAUCUUUUAAGUGAUUAACAUUAUGUUUCCAAACAGGUUACGUAAAGUCUAACAUGUUAUCUUUGAUUUAGUUAAACUCAUUUCCAGAUCAUUUUGGGCAUCCGCAUAAACAACCACCACCCAUUGUUUUAUUUAAUACGCUUACCCUGAUGCUUUCUAAGCACUCAACUGCCUUUUCUAAAUAGCACAGUAUUUUAUUGGCCAGCAAUAGAAAUGGUAGUUUCUCCUCUGCAAACAAUCUGCACUCAGUGGCUGGUGAAACUCACUGUAGUGCAGUUUUACCCUUGGUUAAUAAGUACAGUACAUCCAUGCAGGGUAUAAAGUAGUAGUGCCAGGGCAGGAAAUGUAUUUUGCCCUUUGUUGUUUCACUGAUUCAAAGUUGCCCUAGAUCACAAGGAUCAUGUAUGUACUACUAGACAGUCCCUUCACAAAAUGAUAAACAAUUAAAAAAAAAAAAAGAAAAAGAAAUAGGCAAAUUGAAGCUCCUUUCUUCAUUUGUUACAUUGCUAUCCACCCUAAUUUACCUUCCCCUCCACUGCCAACUGCAAGAAUUAAUUUGGAAUGUACUGGUAGCACAAAGCAAGGAACAGACAAAAACCCACAGAAGUCACAUACAUCCUCACACAGUGUAGGGAAGUAAUGAAUGAAUUUAAGGGUCCCUUACCAGCGGUGCUCCUGGUGUGAUGUAGCUAUAUACCAGUGAUUUUUCUAGGCUGAACUGACAACUGUGGGAACCCACACACCAGGACACAUGUUCUGUUGAAAGAAGACAGUUUAACAGAUGAGGCUAACAUCUUCUAGUACCCACAACUACCCAACAAAGGAGAGGCGCCUGUACAUAAACUCCUUGGGACCAAAUUAGAUUUGAUCUUUAAAUAGAUAGGAAGCAUAUAAAACAAAUGUACGUGGAAUGUAAAGUACAAACAUAAAUCUGUGAGAACAGAUGAACACAUCACACUCAGAAGAAUGUUGCAACGUGAUGCACUUGUCAUGUGAAAAAGAAUCUGUGCUUCCGGCCUUUACCUUGAGGGAGUGGUCAAAAAUGCCACGUUCAUACCUACCUACCCCGUUGCCACACUCUUCAGUGUACACACUAUAUCUCUGGGAGAUAAUCUUUCGAGCUAGUUAAAGGAUCUACAAGCUAAGCCUCCUUUAUGGUGUCUUCGUCUGGCUUCCCAGGACACUACUCCUUCUCCUCUUUCACGUGGAAAUUGAUGACUCCAUCAGAAAGCCACGAGAACAUUCUCUUCUUCCUCUUUUCUUCUGCCCCUUUCCCUUCCUACUGUACUUUUGCUCUUCCUAUUGUACUUCCGUAUAAUGCAACAGUCCUGAAAAGACAAUGCUGUGAAAACUUGAAGCUGAAGACUAACCAGGGACUAUAGGAGCCUGUGUAACACCUACACAAUGAAUGUGUUGUCAUUCACCGUACGCUUGUGUAGAAGCAUCUUCCCAAAACAGAAGCAGAUGGUGCACUCACCUGCAGAGCUCACUUGUCUUUAUACAGAAUGCAAUUUUUGAAGUGCACUGGGAGACACUGUUCUGGCAAAGUGAUAAAGCAAGGCACUAACACUAAGCAGAAGUCUCUUCUUUUUUUUUUUUUCUUCUUUUUUUUUUUUUUUUAAACAUCUUUUUAUUAGCACAGUAACAAAUGCAGACUUAAGUAGCCCACAACAUACAACCAAUCCACUGAGUGACUCCUAUUCCACGCCUUACAAUUAAACAGCUUAAGGUAUUUCACUACAAGUUGUCAUUAGUCCUGAUUAAAACUUUUAUUCUUCUCACAAAGAUAGAUUGGCUUAUAAAAUAAUACAUUAGCUACUUCUCAUUUCAUAUACGAGGCCAUAUAUCCCCCUCUCCAUAUCACAGACCAUGAGAUGACAGUCUUUAAAAAGCAUUUGUUAAAUACCAAUGCGCCCUCUAUAGGGGAAAACAAUCCCAACAUCUUUUUUACAAAAAAAAACCAAAAACAAAAAACAAAGCAAAACAAAACAAAUGAACAAACCAAACCCUCCCAAACCAAAAACAAAACAAAAAGCAAAAAACAGUGUGUAGAGUCUUGAAAGGACUUUCACAUAAACGCCAACAUAUGUACCUGUACAAAAUUAAGCUGUUUCAUCUUUUACAUAAUGCGAGCAAACUGAAAACCAAAGAAACCUAAGUUUACAUUCUUCUCGGUACUAUAUGUGAGCUAAUAUUGCCGAACUAAUUACAGUCUUAAAAUAUGCUAUUCCCAAUUCUAGCUGUCUACUGUAGCAAGAUACCUUAAGUUACAACAACAAAAUCUUAGGAAAUAAAAGACUGAAUAAAAUCUGUUAUAGAAAUACCCUACUCUUUA
Molecule: messenger RNA, 5336 nt
Organism: Phasianus colchicus (ring-necked pheasant)
Lineage: Eukaryota; Metazoa; Chordata; Aves; Galliformes; Phasianidae
Gene: NKIRAS1
Product: NFKB inhibitor interacting Ras like 1
Biological process (GO): negative regulation of canonical NF-kappaB signal transduction; Ral protein signal transduction
Molecular function (GO): GTPase activating protein binding; GTP binding; GTPase activity
Source: RefSeq, a predicted model, not a curated record